AUGGUGUUGGACUUGGAUUUAUUCCGCGAAGACAAGGGUUUCGACCCGGCCAAGGUCCGGGAAAACCAAACGAAGCGGUUUCAAGAUGUCAAACUCGUUGACACCGUCAUCGAGAAGGACAAGUACUGGAGACAGCUUCGGCACCGCGCGGACAAUUUAAAUAAAUUAAAGAAUCUCUGCAGCAAGGAAAUCGGGGAAAAGAUGAGAAAGAAGGAACCGUGCGGAGAAGACGAGUCCGUACCAGCUGAGAUCUCGACUAACCUAGAUGAUCUUACUUCAGAUGACCUCAAACCCUUAACGGUUACCCUAAUUAAAAAGAUUAGAGCAUUAAUAGAGGAUGCCAUCGUCUCCAAUAGCCAAGAUUUAACGAAAACUGAAUUGGAUCGAAACGCUGCACUUAGGGAGGUUGGCAAUCAUUUGCACGAGUCAGUACCUGUAAGCAACGACGAAGAUGAGAAUAAGGUGGAAAGAACCUUUGGGGAUUGCAGGCAGAAGAAAAAGUAUUCACAUGUGGAUUUAAUUCAUAUGAUCGAUGGGAUGGAUGGAGAACGUGGUACGGCGGUAUCGGGUGGCAGAGGCUACUUUUUAACUGGGCCAGCUGUUUUCCUACAACAUGCACUCAUUCAACUCGCCCUUAGGAAGCUUUACGAUAAAGGCUAUAAACCACUUUAUACUCCAUUUUUCAUGCGGAAGGAUGCCAUGCAGGAAGUUGCACAAUUAUCACAAUUUGAUGAAGAAUUAUACAAGGUCAUUGGGAAAGGUAGUGAAAAGGGAGAUGAGAAAGAGAUUGAUGAAAAGUAUUUGAUUGCUACUUCAGAGCAACCAAUCGCUGCUUUCCAUCGCAAUGAAUGGAUUGCUGAGAAUGUUCUACCAAUUAAAUAUGCUGGUCUGUCGACGUGUUUCAGACAAGAAGUAGGCUCGCAUGGUCGAGACACCAGAGGCAUUUUUAGGGUUCACCAGUUUGAGAAGGUGGAGCAAUUCUGUCUUACUUCCCCUCAUGACAAUAAAUCAUGGGAAAUGAUGGAAGAAAUGAUCCAAAAUGCUGAAGAAUUUUAUCAGGAGCUCAAUAUUCCAUAUCGAGUGAUUAAUAUUGUAUCUGGGGCUCUAAAUCAUGCAGCUUCCAAGAAGCUUGAUUUGGAAGCUUGGUUUCCAGGCUCAGGAGCCUUUAGGGAACUUGUUUCAUGCAGCAACUGUUUAGAUUACCAAGCUAGGCGGUUAUUAGUCAGGUAUGGGCAGACUAAGAAAAUGAAUGCAACUACCGAAUACGUUCACAUGUUAAAUGCCACAAUGUGUGCAGUGACUCGUGUCAUCUGUGCCAUUCUUGAAGUUAAUCAGACAGAGACAGGAAUCACAGUGCCCAAAGCAUUAGCAUUGUUUAUGCCUACACAAUAUCAAGAAGAUAUACCUUUUGUUAAAUCUGCACCUAUUGAUGAAGCAGAAACGAAGAAGCAAAAGAAGCAAAAAGAAAACAUGACUAAAUGAGCGAAGAAUCAAUGACUAGUGUCUAAAUAACCUAUUCCGGCACAACUUGAUGUCUUAUACAAGUGAUCUUAAUGAUCGAUGAAUACUUUGCUUGGGCAUUCUGAAAUUAUUCACAGCAUACAUGGCAUUUAAAUAAGUUUAUUAUAAAAAUAUGUCUUGUUGCUUUACUUUUUUUUAAGCAACAACCACGACUUUGGUGUCUCUGCUAGAUGAGAUACACACUUUCUUACAAUUUUCAAUAAUACAUUAAGAACCAGUAUUGUCA
Messenger RNA from Orussus abietinus, 1747 nucleotides. RefSeq names its product serine--tRNA ligase, cytoplasmic (gene SerRS). Lineage: Eukaryota; Metazoa; Arthropoda; Insecta; Hymenoptera; Orussidae. Gene Ontology annotation, biological process: seryl-tRNA aminoacylation. The record is from RefSeq and is a predicted model, not a curated record. The coding region runs from base 1 to 1482 and encodes 493 amino acids. Gene Ontology annotation, cellular component: cytosol. The transcript is spliced from 5 exons. Gene Ontology annotation, molecular function: ATP binding; tRNA binding; serine-tRNA ligase activity.